CUGAGUCUAAAAAGAUGCCAGUGCUGGAUGGCUCCCUCAGGGAUGGCUCUUCCACACACUGCCACUGGUUGGUUUUUGGGGGGGGCGGGCGAUGCACGAUCCGCAGCUCCUUCCUGCGACGUUCCCCAAGGGCAGGCAGAGCUGCUGCUCCUCUCCUGCGGGGCUGCCUCGCCUGCCCCAGCCAAGGGAGGUGCACCAGGGACUCUUGCACAUCAUUGGUCUGAGAAGGUCUCCAUGCCCUUAAAGAGAAGGUGGAUUUUCUGCUGAGCCACCCGAGAAGCCCUUUUAUACCUCCUUACUCAGCCAGCUGCUUCGGCUCGCCAGUCAGUCCUGGCCGGCCAGCGGGGCUCUCUGUCUUUCUCCUGCGGAUUUGGGCUCACAACCAUCUAAAGCAAGAUGUCUGAUGAAGAGAAAAAGAGGAGGGCAGCCACUGCCCGGCGGCAGCACCUGAAGAGUGCUAUGCUCCAGCUCGCUGCCACUGAAAUAGAAAAAGAAGCAGCUGCUAAGGAAGUGGAAAAGCAAAACUACCUGGCAGAGCAUUGCCCUCCUCUGUCCCUCCCAGGAUCCAUGCAGGAACUUCAGGACCUGUGCAAAAAGCUGCAUGCCAAGAUAGAGUCAGUGGAUGAGGAAAGGUACGACACAGAGGUGAAGCUACAGAAGACUACCAAGGAGCUGGAGGACUUGAGCCAGAAGCUGUUCGACCUGAGGGGCAAGUUCAAGAGGCCACCCCUGCGUCGGGUGCGCAUGUCGGCAGACGCCAUGCUGCGCGCCCUGCUGGGCUCCAAGCACAAGGUCUGCAUGGACCUCCGGGCCAACCUCAAGCAAGUCAAGAAGGAGGACACGGAGAAGGACCUCCGCGAUGUGGGCGAUGAGGAGAACAUCGAGGAGAAGUCUGGCAUGGAGGGCAGGAAGAAGAUGUUCGAGGCCGGCGAGUCCUAAGCACGCUCUCUCUCACACCUGCUGUUCCCACCCUCCUCCAUCCCCUCCUGACACGGCCAUGGCCAUGGCCACCCUUCCCCUACCCCCGGCCCCAACCAGUCCUUGCCACGCAUCGAGCCCACUGGCCGGGUGCUGUUUCCCUGGUUUGUGCAGAGCUGCAGUCUGGAAGCAGCGGUGUAAAUAAAGCUUUGGUGGGAGA
Cygnus olor (mute swan) is the source of this 1138-nucleotide messenger RNA. It is a transcript of the gene TNNI2, whose product is annotated as troponin I2, fast skeletal type. NCBI's taxonomy places the organism in Eukaryota, Metazoa, Chordata, Aves, Anseriformes, Anatidae. The record is from RefSeq and is a predicted model, not a curated record. Gene Ontology annotation, cellular component: troponin complex. Gene Ontology annotation, biological process: muscle contraction.